Messenger RNA from Entrophospora sp. SA101, 136 nucleotides. The record is from the annotation of a GenBank genome assembly. Lineage: Eukaryota; Fungi; Glomeromycota; Glomeromycetes; Entrophosporales; Entrophosporaceae.
CAAGCACUUCACAAGCUUCAUGUGUGACAUACCGACAAGCAUAUCCUUUGGGGCAGUCUAAAUUCACUUUCAUUAAUACUGCACCUGCAAAAACAUUGAAUGUUAAUAGUUUAGAUCAAAUCUCAUCAUGGAAAAA